Drosophila willistoni is the source of this 4570-nucleotide messenger RNA. RefSeq names its product octopamine receptor beta-3R (gene Octbeta3R). Gene Ontology annotation, molecular function: octopamine receptor activity. Gene Ontology annotation, cellular component: membrane. The coding region runs from base 571 to 4308 and encodes 1245 amino acids. NCBI's taxonomy places the organism in Eukaryota, Metazoa, Arthropoda, Insecta, Diptera, Drosophilidae. The transcript has 9 exons. Gene Ontology annotation, biological process: adenylate cyclase-activating adrenergic receptor signaling pathway. The record is from RefSeq and is a predicted model, not a curated record.
UCCUUUUUGGAUAUUUCUGUGUAUAUGUUGUUACUUUUUUUUGUCGUGUUAUUCCGUUGGUAUUACCAGCCCGCCGCAGUCGGAGCCGCAGCCUACGGCUAAAAGUUGCUCCCCCAACGACCCCAUCAAGCUGCAAAACGCAAAUGAAGAACGACAAUGACGGCGUCGAGGUCCUCCAACACUCCACCAUACUCAACCUUACUCCAUGCCAUACCGAUUCCUGCCGCGGACGCAUAGCGCGUGUUGAGCAAUCCGUGUCGGAGCAUUGAAACGCCGCUCAGGCGACACUUUUCAGAAGGAGAACGAAAGAGCACACAGCAAAGGGGGAAGAACCCCAACGACUGUGACAGAGAUAAAGGUGAACAGCCAUCGUGAGAUGGAGCUUUGGCCAAACACUCAAAGUCAAUGCUGAUGAAGUCGGUGUACCACCAGUGCGGCAGGAGUCGAUCGGGAUGAUGUUGCUACUACGGGUCGAAACUUGUUUGCCUUGCAAAUUGCAAUUAUGGGCUUUUUAAACUGUCAGCCCAGCUGAAGUGAGUGAAAAUGAAGCUACAAAGCUGAUGAGUCAAAAUGACCGCACUGCUGAAUUUUGAAAACUUGUUAAGCUAUACAACAAUGGCAUUAGUCAUAACCUUAACGGCCUCAGCAACAACCACGUUUAGCAAAAACAAAUCGAUUCCAACAUUUGCCGCAAAUAACACAGUUCUAGGCUCCACAGCCAGAAGCAGCAACAGCAGCAGUCUACUGCUGUCAACAGCUACAGUAGCAUCAACAACAAGAACAUCUACUUUACCAACAACAUUGCAGUUUGACGAUGCCUCGUUGGCUUCACUUUCAAUAACAUCUACAUCCUCGGAGUACUACGAGUCGUCCUUAGACGCCCAUGAACUUUUCCCAACAGUUGCCACAAACAUAACACCGAAUGUCAAUACCACAAACGUGCUCAUUGAGCCAGACCCCGAUGAUAGUUGGCUGGAUACGUCUUUACUGAUACUCAAGGGAUUUAUCUUUUCGUCAAUUAUCUUGGCCGCCGUUCUGGGCAACGCUUUGGUCAUCAUCUCUGUACAGCGCAAUCGGAAACUGCGUGUAAUAACAAAUUACUUUGUUGUUUCUCUGGCAAUGGCUGACAUGUUGGUCGCCCUCUGCGCCAUGACGUUCAACGCAUCUGUAGAGCUGUCCGGAGGCAAGUGGAUGUUUGGCCCGUUCAUGUGCAACGUGUACAACAGUCUGGAUGUUUAUUUUUCGACGGCCAGCAUAUUGCAUUUGUGCUGCAUAUCGGUCGAUAGAUACUAUGCAAUUGUACGACCCCUGGAGUAUCCAUUAAAUAUGACACAUAAAACAGUGUGUUUUAUGCUAGCAAAUGUGUGGAUCUUGCCUGCCCUGAUCUCGUUCACGCCAAUUUUUCUGGGAUGGUACACCACAGCUGAACAUCUACGCGAAAUAUCGCUCCAUCCGGACCAAUGUUCAUUCGUAGUAAAUAAGGCCUACGCCCUCAUAUCCAGUUCUGUGAGCUUCUGGAUUCCAGGCAUCGUAAUGUUAGUGAUGUACUGGCGCAUCUUCAAGGAGGCCGUUCGCCAGCGCAAGGCAUUGAGCCGCACUAGCUCCAACAUAUUGCUAAACAGUGUGCACAUGGGUCACACCCAACAGCCCACAAGCCUGAGCUAUCUGCAUCCGAGUGACUGCGAUCUUAAUGCCACUUCCACACGCGAGGAGACGCACAGUGCACUGAGCAAUUUAGAGGACAUGCUGCAGCCGGCCACCGACGAAGACGAUGACAAGGACGAGUGCGAUGAACUGCGAGUCCCAUCACCGCCUCCACGACGCCUCAGUCGCAGCAGCAUCGAUCUGCGUGACUUGGAGCAGGAGCGAUACGAGAAGGUGACCCAUACAGACAGUGCACCCUCCAUGAUGGCCCUGCAGCAGCCGGGACAUAUGCACAACCAGUUGCAACCUCCUGCCCCUGUCUUCAACCCACACAUAUGGACAGAAACACUGCCGAUAACAAAGAUGCCACAGGAUCAGCAGCCACAGCAAGAGCACCACGAGCAACACGAACAGCCCUAUCAGCAACAGGCGGGACCACAUCAGCAACUGAGCCUAACCAGUGGUAGUGGGACUAGUGAGCAGGAACCAGAAUCGACUGCCUACAGGGUUUUCGGCCGCAAUAGCGACGAGAGCGAGACCACAGACCAUUAUGACACACACUUGCCCCUGGCCGAGGACAACAAGGAGCUGAAACGUCUCAUCGACGAUAAUUACUUGUAUUUCAAGAAGCAAGCGGCCGGUGAAGUGGGUGGGGUAGUGGGAACGGGAGUCGGCAUAGGAGGUGGCAGCAAAUAUGCAGCCCUCAGUGAAUCGGAUUUCAUCAGACUUAAGGCUGGGGCAGCAGUCAGUGGCCGCAAGGCGUUUGCCGCCAGUGACUCGGAGUUCUUGCGUACAAUCAGCGAAUCCAAAGUACCAGAUCCACUUCCCGGAAAGGAAAAGGGCUUCAAUAUUCGAACCCUGCUCGCCAAAACAAAACGCUUAAGCGGAGAGGGCUUUGCCCUGGAAAAGAAACGACAGCAGGCCAACUCCGAAGGUUCGAGCUUCUUUCGACGAGCGCGGAACAGGAAGUUGUCACACAGCUACAAUGGAAGCGCUGCUGGUGGCAGGGAACGCAAAAUCGAGAAACGAACCCGACAGCACAGUGACACGGACUCCACGCCCAACAAGCCCGACAUUCUACUGGACAUCAAUGUUCUCAGUGAGCAAAGCGGGACAAAUAUCAUCCAGCAAUUCAGUGAUGGGGUACAGCUAAUAGAUUUUAACAGCGAGGUGGGCGAGAGAGUCGCCGACGAUCUGGCCCAGCUGGCCGACUGCUUUGGCGAGUCUCCCAAGCAGCCCGCCACUCCUCCUCCGUCGCUAUCGCCGCCAGAGCUACCAGAACAGAAUAGUCUGCUCAUUGCAAGUAGCUCCGAAUUGGCGGAAAUCUUUCGCUCUCUCAGCUUUCCACUAGGCGAUAACUCGGCCAGGGGGCAUCGGGCGGACCCACAACGCAUGAGCACGCUCAGUGAUCAGGUGUGUGCCAACUAUCUGAUGUCUCCACCAAAUACACCGGCUGCCACGCAAACUGUACCAGUCGCUGGCGGCUCCUCUUCGCAGUCGGCGUCCAUCAAUGUGUACUUCCUGUCGCCACCACCGCACACUGCUGGUCCCGGCUACUCACCAAGCGACACCUCCACAGUAUCUCUGGACGUGGUCACCACAUUGCCGGUGCCGACUACGUCCCAGCCACCUGCAACAUCCAACAUAUCACCCAAGCCCGAAAUCAUUCUCGAUUCCACGCUGUCACCCGUCGAAGGCGAGCACAAGGACAUCACAUCACCGCUAUUCAAGCGCAAAGAUAGCACCCUCGGCUGUGGUGACACGGAUGUAAGUGUUUCCGGCGGCAGACAUCGCAGCAGCAUCCUGGCCGGCUACGAUGGUAUUCAAACUGUGCGCAAGCGGCAGGCCUCCGUGGUAACCUACGACGUAAAUGUCAUUAAUUUUUCGCAAGAGCACAGCGACAGUCGCAGCUACAUACCAAUGGGUCGCGUCUCCACCAGCUCGGCAAAGCACGAAUUUUCCAAUAAAUCCUCGCUAAUCCGACGCGGUGGCAUCUGCAUAUUUGUGGAUGAAGAUGAGGCCGAGAUCAUUGAGCAAAAGCCGCGGGGCAUCAGCUUUGCCCCGGUGGCCAUGCCCAACAGCCCGCUGCCCAAAUGUCCGCUCUGCGGCGCCGACAUCACCACCUCCAAAGACACCAACACGACCAGCACUGACACCGCCACAGCCACCACAGCCAAUGCAAGUAGUAAACGUAGUAGUCACGCCCUCGCCAACGCCAGCGCCCAUGCCCAGGGGCUCACAUGCUUCUGGCACAAACGUACGGCAGCGGUCACAGCUUGUUGGCAGCAGAGCAAGAAACGAAGGCAGCGCUUCAAAACCGGAUGUAGUCAGUGUGGCGCAACCGGCGGAUCUGUGCGCCCGGCAAAGGGUUGGAAGGCUGAGCAUAAGGCAGCACGGACUCUGGGCAUCAUCAUGGGUGUCUUUCUGCUCUGCUGGUUGCCCUUUUUUCUUUGGUACGUCAUCACCUCGCUCUGUGGGUCUGCCUGCCCUUGUCCCGAUGUUCUGGUUGUGGUUCUCUUCUGGAUUGGAUACUUCAACUCUACACUGAAUCCGCUUAUUUAUGCCUAUUUUAAUCGCGAUUUUCGUGAGGCCUUUCGCAAUACGCUCGAGUGUGUGCUACCGUGUCUGGAGAAGCGAAAUCCCUAUAAUGCUUACUACGUCUAAAUCCGAAUGAAAUCCCACUUGAAUGCUGAAUAAUGCCCCCCUUAAGUGAUAUUUAAUACUCGUAACACCGACAUAAAACGAAAACAGAUAACGAGAUGCUACUAAAAGCAGAAUGUUUCCCCUAAGAUCUAGAUAGUAAAAAUGUUUCCAAUCCAAGCAAUACUCAAUUUCAGCGUGUGUUAAUGCAAUUAUCGUGCUAUAUGUAUGUAUACGUGUGUAGGGAAUUUAAAUAUUAAAAUUCUAAUUACUGUACUAACAAUAA